This is a messenger RNA of Myripristis murdjan (pinecone soldierfish), 1939 nucleotides long. It is a transcript of the gene mtap, whose product is annotated as methylthioadenosine phosphorylase. Gene Ontology annotation, biological process: nucleoside metabolic process. Gene Ontology annotation, molecular function: S-methyl-5-thioadenosine phosphorylase activity. The coding region runs from base 173 to 1015 and encodes 280 amino acids. Lineage: Eukaryota; Metazoa; Chordata; Actinopteri; Holocentriformes; Holocentridae. Gene Ontology annotation, cellular component: cytosol. The transcript has 8 exons. The record is from RefSeq and is a predicted model, not a curated record.
AUGAUGAGGUUACGUUUCGGAGCAGAUGCGGGCGUUUAUUUUGAAAGAGCGAUCCCUAAACAGGAAGCGAAAGAGCUGCGCACUUUACAAACAUCGUGAACUGUCGCCGUAGCAGCUAUCGCCAGCUAGCAUCCUCCCUCACAACUUGGAGAAACCUUCAUUAUACAUCAUCAUGGCUUCCAACAUUCACAUUAAGAUUGGAAUAAUUGGUGGUUCUGGCCUUGAUGAUCCAGACAUCUUGGAGGGAAGAACUGAACGUUAUGUUGAGACACCAUAUGGAAAGCCAUCGGAUGCUCUGAUCAUAGGGAAGAUCAAAAACGUUGAGUGUGUGCUCCUUGCAAGGCAUGGGAGGCAGCACACGAUAAUGCCAUCCAAUGUGAACUACCAGGCCAACAUCUGGGCACUGAGGGAAGAGGGAUGCACACAUGUGCUGGCCACCACUGCCUGCGGCUCGCUCCGAGAGGAGAUUCAGCCAGGAGACAUUGUCAUCAUUGAUCAGUUCAUUGACAGGACAACCAAGAGAGCUCAGACACUGUUUGACGGACAGCCCUCCAGUCCUCCAGGCGUGUGUCACAUUCCCAUGGCAGAGCCGUUUUGCAACAGGACCAGAGAGGUUUUGGUGGAGGUGGCACGGAGCCUGGGGAUCAAGUGCCAUGUGCGGGGCACUGUGCUGACUAUUGAGGGCCCCCGCUUUUCCUCACGGGCAGAGAGCCUGAUGUUCCGCCAGUGGGGCGCUGACGUCAUCAAUAUGACCAGUGUGCCAGAGGUGGUCCUGGCCAAGGAGGCCGGCCUGUGCUAUGCCAGCAUUGCAAUGGCCACAGACUACGACUGCUGGAAAGAACAUGAGGAGGUGGUCUGUGUUGACAAUGUACUGAAGACGAUGAAGGAGAAUGCCAACAAAGCGAGUAGUCUCCUGUUAACUGCAAUACCCCAGAUCUGUCAGAUGGACUGGGCUCAGACAAUAAAGACCUUGAAAUCGUCAGCACAGUCUUCAGUAAUGCUGCCAAAACACUGAGUGCAGAAGCCACUCAGCACAGUAGAGAAUUCAGCUCUCCAACCCGUCACUUUCACCACCAACCCGGACAGUGGAUUCACCCUUCUCUGCCUGUGAAUUUAUCAUCAGUGAAUUGCAAGAAAGUGCCUGACACAUAGUGCAUGUCUUCCGAGUCCUCCGAGCUAGAGUUUCACAGUGGUUAUCCUGUUGCCUUAGAUUAUAUAUAUAUAUGUAUAAACAAUCUCAAAGGUAUACAUGUUAGGCUGAACUAGUUUUUCCUCUAAACUUUCAUCAUUAUGCCAGCAUGAUUCUCUGGCAGCUAGUCCAUCCACAUUUUUAGGCACUUCACAUUUUGACAGAUCAACAAAGGAUUUGGAGCCUUUUCAAUAUUAUACUAUAGAUAUUAUUUUUCAUGAAUUUAUAUUUUUUGUGGUCUGUAAAACUGUGGUCUCUCUAUGGCUGUUUGUGCAGGACAUUAAAAACAGCUGAACAAGUUCAACACGAAGAGACUUUGCUGCACCGUUUACUACAGCUACAACUAAAUGUCUGUUCAUUCAUGGACUUCACUAAACAUGGGCCAAGAUAUUAGCCAGGGGGUUAUUAAUAUUGGGGGCAUUUUUCUUGUUUUGUUUUGUUUUGUUUUGUUAGAAAAUUGUGAAUUUGUUGAAUUGCCCGUGAAAGAGGUCAGAGUGCAAUAUAUGUGUUGUAGAAUCCAUACCAUGCUGUUUAAUUUUGAGAAUCUGGCAGGCCAUACCUAUACCACAGACAUCCGAUCAGUGUUUGUCUUUACCAUCUUGAGAUAUGUUCUGAUUUUUCCAUUUGCUGCAUCUGGAAUCCUAUCAUGCUGCACAGGAUCUUGGCAUUUGGUUUCUCUGUAGUCUUGUUCUGUCGGCUUGUUUGAACAGUUUGAACAGAUAAGAUAAUAAAGACGUCCAUUUAUUUAAA